Molecule: messenger RNA, 2484 nt
Organism: Brassica napus (rape)
Lineage: Eukaryota; Viridiplantae; Streptophyta; Magnoliopsida; Brassicales; Brassicaceae
Exons: 3
Coding region: 1-2484 (827 amino acids)
Source: RefSeq, a predicted model, not a curated record
AUGGGUGAUCAGGGCAAUCAGGAUGACCUCACUGCUGCACUGGCAAUCAUUCAACAACAAAUGCAGACUCAGCAACAACAGAUGUUGCAGAUGCAGCAGACCAUCCAAAAUCAGCAACAAGCUGCUCAAGAAGCAGCUGAGAACGCCGCGCGAGAAGAGCGUGUUGCUCCUAUUGGGGAGCGGAACCUUCCGCGGAACUUCGCUACUAACCGCUCCCCCAUCAACCCUCCUCCUUGCACUCGGCAAGACUAUGAGAUCAAACGUGCACUGAUAAGUCUGGUACAGAAGAGCACGUUCAGUGGUCUCACUACUGACAUCCCGAUUGACCACAUCGAAGCCUUUGAAAGAAUCUGCAAUUUCUCUCGCUCUAACGGAGUGCCACCAGAUUACGUCAAAUGCACGCUGUUCCCAUUCUCUCUUGAAGGGAAAGCUUCUCGCUGUCUCCAAUCUUUGCCGACCGGUUCUCUUACCUCAUGGGACCAGGUCCGAUCAGCGUUCCUGAGACACAUCUACACGAAGUCUAAAACUGCGGCUCUACGGCACAUGAUCUCCAAUUUCAAGCAGAAGUCUGAUGAACCUUUUCAUGAAGCUUGGGAGAGGUACAAGGAGUACCAGAGAGAGUGCCCGCACCAUGGGUUUGACGAUGACUAUAUAUUGGAGGUGUUCUAUGAUGGAGUGAGCUAUGAGUUUCGAAACACCCUUGAUUCUUCGAGUAAUGGAGAAUUCAUGACUCAAACCACACCUGAUGAUCUCGCUGCAAAGGUGGACCAACUGCUUAAGGGAAACCAAAGCCAAGUGUUCAUAAUGGAAGAAGCAGCUCCAGAGAAGAGUGCCGGUGACAUGGCGUUUGAUGCUGAAAUAUCAGGAGACGAUCAGCAAGAGGUGAGCUACGUGAAUGGGCAAGGAUGGCAGCUCAAAAACUACCAUCCAAACCCUAACGUGAGGAACAACCAACAGCUUUUCUGGCCUAAGCAAGACAAACCAGCUGAUCCUGCACAGAGUAACCAAGGUCAGUAUGACGGGUACCAAAAGAACUACCAACCCCGGACCUAUGUUCUAAGCCAACCGCAGAACAAUCCACCUCAGGUGCAGAAACACCAAAACACUCAGCCAGCUACCUCCGCUCCUGUCGCUGUUCCGCAAGAUGAGACAAAAGCUAUGUUGCAGCAGCUGCUCCAAGGACAACAGCUCCAAGGGAAGGCUCUAAACCAGGUUACUACUGAGAUCAAUACCAGAAUGAACCAUAUGUUCAGGGAUUUGAGCACCAAGUAUGACAAUGUCGCGAGUCAUAUGAGACAGAUGGAUAUUCAGAUUGCUCAGACUGCUGAGAGUGUCAAGAGGCAACAAGGUACUCUACCUGGGAAAACCGACAAAAACCCUAAGGAGUGCAAUGCGGUUGAGUUGAGAAGUGGAAAGCAACUGUCUGAGCCGGUAAAGAAGAGGUUCACUGCGGCUGAGAAGGGGAAGCAGAAAGAGUCGGAACAACCACCAACCGAUACUCCGGAAGCUGAGAAGGAGAGGGAACCAACAGUUGGAACCAAUUCGCCAGAACCAGAACAACCAGCUGAGGCUGUCCGCCCGAUCCCAGAGCCUGUUCCUGCUCACGAAUACAAUCCUAAAGUCCCUUCCCCUGUUCCAGCAAAGGCUACUCGUAAGGACCGAGAGGAGAUGAAGUGCAGAAAGAUGCUGGAGGACCUAAACGUCCGACUCCCCUUGAUGGAUGAGAUCCAGAUGAUGCCCUCCAUGCGCAGCUUUAUGAAGGGAUUGAUCUCAGGAAAAAUAUCAGAGGAGAGCGAAUUCAUGACUGUCUCUAAGGAGUGCAGCACCGUGCUUCAGAACAGCGUAAACCUCAUGCCCUACUCUGUAGAACGACGUCUGGGAUACAUGCAUUUCAAACCAACUAAGAUGUCCUUGGUGUUCGCGGAUAGAUCAGUUAAGUCCCCGGUUGGUAUUCUAGAGGAUCUCCAAGUAAAAGUCGGGCACACCUCUGUUCCAGCAGACUUCGUAGUUCUAGAGCUGGAAGAGGAAUCCAGAGAUCCUCUCAUCUUAGGAAGAUCGUUCCUAUGUACUGUUGGAGCCAUCAUUGAUGCGCGGCAAGGGAAGAUUGAUCUCAAUCUGGGGGACAUAGUCAUGCAGUUCGAGAUGAAUGAGCUGCUCAAGAAGCCGAUGCUGGAUGGACAGACCUUCGAGGUGGAUGAAGGGAUUGAUCCGCUGCAACCUCGCGACGGGAUGAUCGAGGAGAUUCUUACAGAAGAUCCACUUGAGCUUGCACUAGUAAGAGCUGAGGCCGAGCAGAGUGUCGAGAACAUUGACGCAGAUGGGUAUGCUAAGAUGCUUGACUCCGCAAGGAGUAUGGGAAGAAUGGUGGCGAGUCUAAGUCUGGGGAAGAAAGCAACAAGGACGAGAACACACCAACUGGAGCGACCCCUUUACCGAACUCGCUUGUUCCGCCAAACCUACCUAAUGAUCCCUGGAGCGAGUUGA